AUGCAAUCCAAGCUCAUCCCCGCCCUCGCGGCCCUGGGUGCUGGCCUCGCCUCCGCCCAGAGCAGCAACAUCUGCUCCUCAGCGACGGUCACCGUCACCGAUGCUGCCAUGGCCACCAACAUCCCCUGCACCACGAUCCAGGGCUCCGUCAAGAUCUCCGAGGAUAUCUCUGGUAACAUUGAUAUCAACGGUCCCAAGACCAUCAAGGGCGACCUGAUCGUUACGAACGCUACCAACCUUGUCGGCCUUUCCUCCUCCUCGCUCGCCACCAUCGAGGGCAGCUUCACCAUGCAGGGCCUGACCCUCCUGUCCGACCUCCGCUUCACCCAGCUUGCUACCGUCGGCUCCAUCAGCUGGAUCACCCUGCCCGCUCUCGGCUCCCUCGUCUUCGGAACCGCUGGUGUCACCAAGGUUAACAACAUCGUCAUUAGCGACACCUUCCUCAAGUCUCUGGACGGCCUGAACGUUGCCUCCGUCGAUGAGCUCCACAUCAACAACAACAAGAACCUGGUCUCCUACAGCAACCAGCUGGCCAACGCUACCAAGACCAUCGAGAUCAACUCCAACGGUGCCGACUUGGGAAUUACUCUCCCCAACCUUAUCUGGGCCAACGAGAUUAUUAUUGCCGAUGCCGCCAAGGUUGAGAUGCCCUCUCUCGAGGUUGUCAACUCCUCCAUCAAGUUCGACAAGAACACCUUCACCGAGUUCAUCGCCCCCAACUUGACCCAGUGCAGCGAUGGUGAUGUCUCCUUCAUCAACAACGUCGAGCUCGCCAACCUCUCCCUGCCCCUCCUCACCAAGACCGGCGGUGGUCUCACCAUCCAGAACAACACCCUCCUCCAGAAGAUCGACGGUCUCCCCAAGCUCGAGCAGAUUGGCGGUGCUGUCCUUCUCCGCGGUAACUUUUCUGAGGUCUCUAUCCCCGCUCUCGACGACGUCAAGGGUGCCUUCGACCUCCAGUCCACUGGUGAUAUCGACACCUCUUGCGACGUCUUCAACAAGAUGGAGGGCAAGCAGAUCCAGGGCGAGUACACCUGCCGCAGCAACAACACCAACGCCAACUCCGACUCCGGCACUGGCGGCAGCGCCGGCGGCACCACGUCCGGCGGCUCUGAGGGUGCUGCUGGCAUCGUCUCUGUCAACACCGCUGUCCUUUCCCUGGCCAUUGUUGGCGGUCUGGCUCAGCUCCUGUUGUAA
Molecule: messenger RNA, 1197 nt
Organism: Colletotrichum aenigma
Lineage: Eukaryota; Fungi; Ascomycota; Sordariomycetes; Glomerellales; Glomerellaceae
Gene: ecm33
Product: Protein ecm33
Exons: 3
Coding region: 1-1197 (398 amino acids)
Biological process (GO): fungal-type cell wall organization
Cellular component (GO): fungal-type cell wall; plasma membrane
Source: RefSeq, a predicted model, not a curated record